Molecule: messenger RNA, 8120 nt
Organism: Trichechus manatus latirostris (Florida manatee)
Lineage: Eukaryota; Metazoa; Chordata; Mammalia; Sirenia; Trichechidae
Gene: CPSF6
Product: cleavage and polyadenylation specific factor 6
Exons: 11
Coding region: 107-1876 (589 amino acids)
Biological process (GO): mRNA alternative polyadenylation
Cellular component (GO): mRNA cleavage and polyadenylation specificity factor complex
Molecular function (GO): mRNA binding
Source: RefSeq, a predicted model, not a curated record
CCUCGGAAGUGACGCAACGCGCCCCGCCCCCUCCGCUAGAUCCGCUGCUGCUCCCGCGGCGGGCGGAUCUGCAGGAGGCGGCGGCGGCGGCCGAGGCCGAAGGAAAAUGGCGGACGGUGUGGAUCACAUAGACAUUUACGCGGAUGUGGGCGAAGAGUUCAACCAGGAAGCUGAAUAUGGUGGGCAUGAUCAGAUAGAUUUGUAUGAUGAUGUCAUCUCUCCAUCUGCAAAUAAUGGAGAUGCCCCAGAAGACCGAGAUUAUAUGGAUACUCUCCCACCAACUGUUGGCGAUGAUGUGGGUAAAGGAGCGGCACCAAAUGUUGUUUAUACGUAUACUGGGAAGAGAAUUGCAUUAUAUAUUGGCAAUCUAACAUGGUGGACAACAGAUGAAGACUUAACUGAAGCAGUUCAUUCUUUGGGAGUAAAUGAUAUUUUGGAGAUAAAAUUUUUUGAAAAUCGGGCAAAUGGCCAGUCAAAAGGGUUUGCCCUCGUUGGUGUUGGAUCUGAAGCAUCCUCAAAGAAGUUAAUGGAUCUGUUGCCUAAAAGAGAACUACAUGGUCAGAAUCCUGUUGUAACUCCAUGCAAUAAACAGUUCCUGAGUCAAUUUGAAAUGCAGUCCAGGAAAACUACACAAUCAGGACAAAUGUCUGGGGAAGGUAAAGCUGGUCCUCCAGGAGGCAGUUCACGUGCAGCAUUUCCACAAGGUGGUAGAGGACGGGGCCGUUUUCCAGGGGCUGUUCCCGGUGGGGACAGAUUUCCUGGGCCAGCAGGACCAGGAGGGCCACCCCCACCCUUUCCAGGAAAUUUGAUCAAGCAUCUUGUUAAAGGAACUCGGCCUUUGUUCCUGGAAACUAGGAUUCCAUGGCAUAUGGGGCACAGCAUAGAGGAAAUACCCAUUUUUGGCCUAAAAGCUGGACAGACUCCACCACGUCCACCAUUAGGUCCUCCAGGCCCACCUGGUCCACCAGGUCCUCCACCUCCUGGUCAGGUUCUGCCUCCUCCACUAGCUGGGCCUCCUAAUCGAGGAGAUCGCCCUCCACCACCAGUUCUUUUUCCUGGACAACCUUUUGGGCAGCCUCCGUUGGGUCCACUUCCUCCUGGUCCUCCACCUCCAGUUCCAGGCUACGGCCCCCCUCCUGGUCCACCACCUCCACAACAGGGACCACCUCCACCUCCAGGCCCCUUUCCACCUCGCCCACCUGGCCCUCUUGGGCCACCCCUGACACUUGCUCCUCCUCCGCAUCUUCCUGGACCACCUCCAGGUGCCCCGCCGCCAGCUCCACAUGUGAACCCAGCUUUCUUUCCUCCACCAACUAACAGCGGCAUGCCUACAUCAGAUAGCCGGGGUCCACCACCAACAGACCCGUAUGGCCGACCCCCACCGUAUGAUAGGGGGGACUAUGGGCCCCCGGGAAGGGAAAUGGAUACUGCAAGAACGCCAUUGAGUGAAGCUGAGUUUGAAGAAAUCAUGAAUAGAAAUAGGGCAAUCUCAAGCAGUGCCAUUUCAAGAGCUGUGUCUGAUGCCAGUGCUGGUGAUUAUGGGAGUGCUAUUGAGACAUUGGUAACCGCAAUUUCCUUAAUUAAACAAUCCAAAGUAUCCGCUGAUGAUCGUUGCAAAGUCCUUAUUAGCUCUUUGCAAGAUUGCCUUCAUGGAAUUGAGUCCAAGUCUUACGGUUCUGGAUCAAGAAGACGUGAACGAUCAAGAGAGAGGGACCAUAGUAGAUCACGAGAAAAGAGUCGACGUCAUAAAUCCCGUAGUAGAGAUCGUCACGAUGAUUAUUAUAGAGAAAGGAGCAGAGAACGAGAGAGACACCGGGAUCGUGACCGAGACCGUGACCGAGAGCGGGACAGAGAGCGCGAGUAUCGUCAUCGUUAGAGAAGCUGAAGGAAGAGGAACACCUUCCAAGACAAAACAGUCUUCAUGGGGGAAAAUGACGCUUGUCCAGCAGUUUGCUUCUUGUGAUUGAACUGAACCUGUAAGGAUUCAUGGAUAAAAUGAACAGGAAUAGAUCUGAAUAAAGCAAAUCUGCGUAAAUGGUAACCAGUAGCUCUACUUUUACUUUUUAUGUUGCUUAACUGUUUUAUUUGAAGGAAACCUGUGUGAUUUAAAAAGUUAAAGCUUUUGCAACUUUAUUACUGGUUAUAUACAUUUGGCCAUUAUAAUGUGCAAGCAGUUGGAAAAAAGUCAAGUAAAUGCUUGUUUUUAUAGUAGUUUGUUCUUGUUAAAAAUGUUCAUAUGAUAAUGUCUGUAAACAGCACCACUUUGAUUACAAUAGAUGUAGUGUUGUAAUAAACUGUUUAAUGGGGCUGAUGUGUAAAGCUGUUCAAGUUAUUUGAUGUUUACACCUCAGGGAAAGUCUUGUGUUCAGCAAUAUCUAAAGAUAAUGUUACUAUGAGAACAUUUAUACUGUCCUUUAAAAAGUAUUGCAAUAGCGUUUUUUGAAUAUGCAUCAAUCUAAUCUUGCGUUCAGUGAAUUAAACAUACUAAUUAAGUGUCUCUUGCCCUUGAUUUUGAUAUUAGAAUAGGUGAUGACCUGGAUAUUUAACAUUUCUAUAUUCUGCUUUUCUAGCUGUUUUUAUCUAGUUAGCUUGUGACUUUGCUGAAUGGUAUAUAAGCUUGUACAAACUGAAAUUUGACAGGAUAGCAAUCCAGUCAGUGUGUUAGGGGUCAAAAAGAUGUGUGGUUUUAACAUUCUAGUAAAAACCUGUGUGGUAAUUGCUACAAUAAUGCAGCUUAAUUACAACACAGAUGUACUGAAACACUUACUUGUGAACUGCUAGCAUUGAAGAAAUAUUUUGACAGUUCUCAUUUGAUGCUGCAGUUAUUUGCAGUUUUAUAUUGAUCGUGCUUAUGGUUUAAUUUUUAAGCCACAGGCAAUGUAAACAACCAUGCAGCGGAUAAAUAUGAGUAAAGAGAGCCUUAGUUUAAUUUUCCAGUUGCUGUAGAUUUCUGAAGGGUGUGAUGUUUAUUAACAUUGGGUUGAAUUCUCUUCCAUCUAUAAUGGAAGAUUAUAGGUGCACCCUAUCUCCACAGUUUAAGGAAUCUUGUGUAUGCUCAUGUAACCAAUUGAUACGUGCUAGAGUUUCUGAGUUAAUCAAAGAUUUUUUUUUGCAAACCUGUAUGUGUAGGCCCACAUUAAAAGCACCUUGUAGCAUGUGUUCUUAAUUGCAAAGUUAAUAUAGGCAGAGUGUCAUCAUAAUUGGAUAUUUUCAUAGGAAGGUAAUUUCAGAUCACUACUUCAGAAAUUUGUUGAGUUCAAAUCCACAAGCAAGGUAGUUUGUUUUUAAGAUCUGAUUAUCUUUGAGAGAUCUUCUGAUAAUACACAUUGGUUUUUAAAGAAUAGCCAAAUUUUAGGACAGUGCUUAAAGUAUUUGGGUGUCAUCGAUAUUAUGUAACAUGCACUUUGCACUGCCAUUGUUUAAUUUCAUCUUGUCCACUAGCAAACUACUUCUCACAAAAUAGCUGUUUUGAAUUAUUCGUAUUAUUGCCAGUUUUAUUUUAAAAAAUUUUGUGAUUAGAGUAUUUGUGCAUGGGAUCAUUGGCAUUUAUUACAACUAUUUGCUCUCAGAAAUGUUUUUUAUUUUAAUAUUUUAUCUUGUUGAAAAUCCAGUUGCUUUUUUAACAUUUUUGGAAGUUGUAUCAAAAUUGAUUUUAUUUUGUGUGUAAGUGUUGUUAGUUUUUGUCAUUUCUUAGCUUUCUUAUAUUUUAAUUAAAAUACCGUAAUGUGAGGAAGUAUGGACAUAAAUAUACUACAAAGGAAAUUAAUUAAUAGUUAACAGGUAAGUAAAAUGUCCAUGAGAGUAUAGUUUUCUCUGAGCAAUUUUAAAAUGGAAUCACAAAAAUCUAACUGCACUUGAACUUGAAAUGAAAACUGGAAAUUUUUCUACCAGUAAGUCCUUACUUCAUUUACCUUUUCAUUUUCAUCAGUGGAACCCUUUAAUUGCUCAUUCUCUGUCACUGUUUUUCCUACUUGGCUGAUCUGAUGACAUGACUUCUUUUGCAGAUAAUGAGUGUACUAGAAUUGUUUGUUCCCAGUCCAUUAUUUUAAGUGUUUCAGAAGGAAAUAACUUUUGGGUUUGACCAAAUAAUUUUGCCAAGUCUUUCUCUACCUGAUAACACACGAAUGUAUAGUAGUAAAGGUGAAAAUUGUAAGCCUUGUUUUUACUUUUCAUAACCCUUUUGUUGUUUACGGGCUGGUGUUAUUUGAAAACUCUUCUUUUUGUUGUUAAUGUGUAAAAACAAUCCAAAGAGAUAAGUCCUUGCAUAGACGCCAAAAAAUAAUUUAUUAGAUAUGAAAACAAAUGACUUUAAUUUUCAACCAUGGCAUUAGUGCUGUGCAGUCACAUUCCUUUCAACCAGUGAAAUUAUGAAUGAUAUAGCACCUGAACGGUAUUAUUGCUUCUGAAGCAGUACUGUGAAUUCAGUGUGCUGCUUUUGGUUUAAGGAAGUAUACUGUGGAAAAGAUAUUCCUGUCUAAAUUUGGAAGUUUAUUUUCUGUCUUCAUAAGCAAGAUUUUUGAAGUAAGUUGCAGUGGUUAUUGAUCAUAGUUUACCCCAUUUAAUGACUUCUCUACCUAGAAUGUUUUUAAGCAGUUAACUACAAUUUAGAGACCCACAAAGAACUUAAUAUGGAUUGUAUCUUAAGAUAUUAUUUUCAUUUAAUUCUCCUAUGGAGAAUAUUACUUUGUUUUUUAAUAGUUUAAGGUCAGUCUUAAAAUAAACACGGAGGUUUUAAUGAAUGUUGUAUAAUAUUUUAUAGUAAAGGGGGUAAAUUGUUGAAAGGGCAAAGACUUUCUCUUUCCCUUACGUAUUUAAAUGUGCUAAUAACCUAAAUACAUACUGUUUUAUACAAUGAAAUGCUACUACUAGAAUUUUCUGUUGGAGUGUUCUGGACAUUUUGGUUUUGAUACCUCAGUCAUUGCAUUUUCUGUAUCUUAUGAGAUGGCUCCAAUUUUGUGUUUAAGCUUCAGCUUAAGUUGUUUUAAGAGGAAGUUUAUGUUCUCAUUCUUUACAGAGAAUACAGUAUUGAGAUUCUCCCUGUUUUAUAGAUAACUGCUAUUUAAAUUUUAUUCAUUAAGUCUAUUUGCAUCCCACAGCCCUCUAUGAAUGUUUGCCCCAGUUGUAUGUACCUAUGUGCACGCUUCUCCAUUGUACAUAUUAGACAUUUUUUGUGCUAAAAUAUAUCAAGUGGGAUUUUUGUAGCAAAACAUUCUACUUUUCUUAUCUUUUACAGUGUUUUUUUUUUGUUUGUUUUUAAUAACGUUCAGUUUAAACACUGGUGUAUUUAUUUUUUAACAACUUGACUCUUAGAAGCCUUAGACUAAUUUUCUUAUAAAUAUUCAACCAAAAAUUAUAAAUUUAUUAAGAUGUGGCCUUACAUAUGGCAUUCCUUGUGUUUGUAGUAUGAGAUUUUUUAUUUAGAAAAAUCUAAAGAUUCAAGAUUAAAGUUUUAUUGUAAAUUGAAAUAGAAAAUGUGUGUUUAAAUGUCUAGGCUUCUGGGAGGAAGUUCUUAUACUCUUCUUUCUUAGCAGUAGAAAGAAGCAAUAUGAAUUUUUAUGACUAUUCAAAAUAUUCAGGCAAUUGUAUCUUACUCAAAUUGAUUUAGGUUUGUCUUAAUCAAUGUUUCUUAUUUAAAAUUUCAGGUGGUUGGCAUUCACUAUCUGAGUAUGCAGCUACUGUAGUUUUUGUAUGGGACACAUAAAUACUUGGUUAUAUAUUGAUAGAUUUUAGUUUUUUGAAGACUUCCUGCUAUAUUAAUUAACAUAUUGUAAUGGGAGUCUUUUAAAAUAUUAGAAUUUAAUUGAAGUCAUGCAAAUCUUGAAAUGGUAACUGCAGAUAGUAAAUACUACCAAGAGUUCAUGUGGGAGUAUCCUCCACCAUGGGUGUAAAUGUUUUGCAUUAAUUUCAUAAUUGGACAGACCCUGCAAUUAGUAAAAACAUUUCAUUUUGAAGGUGUGUUCUUUUUUGCCACACUGUUGCCGCGUAACACUUCUCAGCAUUCUGUAAGUUAAAUUAUUUUAAAAUUCAAUGGUAACUUCAUGUUUAUUUUUUUACUUCGAAAAUUGUAGUACUCAGGUGGUAUUUAAUGGGAAAAGAUCCUUUUUGGGUAAAUCAUAAUGUAUUCUAAGGAAUGCUCUAUAACAUUAAUGACUUUAGCCUUAUAAAAAGGUCUGUUCUUAUUCAUUCUUCCUCUACAUCCCAUGGUAUAUUAGCAAAGUAGUUUACAGUCCUGUAGAGUCUUACAAAGUUGGUAUACAAUUUUUAGUGGAAAGCCCUUAACAAAAAAAAGAAAAAAAAAUGUAUCAUAUUACCAGUAUCCGUGAAUAUUAUGGAAUCACAGUUUGUAAAUAAUUUGUCUAAUACCAGAAGGCCAAAGACCGUCUUACAGUUUUAGCUAUUGACUCUAUGGUGACUUCACAAUGAGAUUUCUGUGCAAAGGUAAGGUGAUGUUUGAUCAAAUUGGCAUCUUAUUGAUGUCCAUGAGAACUAGACUUCCAUAUUAGCUUCGAUUAAAAAGCUCAUUCCAUUUUAUUAAAUUGUUUGUAAUUGCAGUUUUGUGUUUAAUGUUUACUUUCUGUCUUUUCUUUCUUUAGCAUUUAGGUGACUGUUCAGCAGUUUGCUAUAUGGCCAUUGUUGGUCUUAAACUGCACUAGUAACAAGCAUGGUAUAUUAUCUUGUAUUGAAAAUAAAAUACAGUUUUGAUAAUACUUUGCAGUUUGUCUUUAUUUUGUUUGAUUUAUAGUUUAUUAACUAUUGUGUAUGAUUUUGAAUAAUUCAUAUCUGUUGGUAACGUGCAGUAUAACAAAAAUUCAACUGUUGUCUGCAUUUUAUUUAAGCCAGCCUCCUACAAAGUGGUUAUUUUCUUCUGUAUUAACAUUUUGGUGAUCUAUAAGACAGAUAAUACCUGACUAAAAUUAGCAUUAAAAACUGAAACACUUCUAGGAUACUUUAUUCUUAAAUCUAAAAUUCCAAAAACAUUUGACUAUUCUUAGGGGAUUAUUAACCUCACUAGACUUUAAUCAAGUGAAAAAUUUCUCUAGAUUGCAACAAAAAUAUUUUUAACAGUAAUAAAUUGUAAUCACGUCGCAGAGAUCUGACCUGCAAGCUUCAGGUAACGAUUCUAAACAAUUGAAAUAACCAUAUGAGAAAUAAUAGUACUGGGACCCCUUUCCCAUACCCCUACUAAGAUUGUGGUUCAGGUUUUGUUAGAUACUCUGUUACUCUUUGGUAUAUGUUUACAUUUUAAAGAAGAUUGCAUUCAUUGAUUUCCACUUGCCUUGAGUGAGUUAAGACACUUGUAGGAGCAGAGAGCAUUUGGCGUUUGACUGUAAGAAAAGAUUAUUAGGAACAUCUUUUGACCAGAUAACACACCAAACUCCAAAGGAUUUGGGACUUGUUUUAAUGAAAUAGGGAGAAUCUUUGUUUUUUUUCCCUUAAUAAAGGAUUUAUAGAGAGAAUUUUCCCAUUCUGCUAGUUUUGUUUCCUGACCAUUACCAUGAAACAAGAACUGUUAUUAGAAAUGAUUUCCAGUGUGUUGCAUUAAUAACUCUAAUCACCUAUUGUCAGUACAAGAUAAGGGAUAUUUAUAUUCUUUACCUUUCACAAUUCAUAUUCUGUUUAUAGGAAAACUGUAGAAAAUAGCAUUUAAUUCCCUAUUAAUGGAGGCUUUUCAUGAAGGAAUGAGACUUCAUUUGUUAAACUGGGAAGGGAAGUGCCUAGGCAAAGAGGCUUGCACCAAAGGCCUUUUGGCAGGAGGGAACUUACUAGUAGAAAUUGAAAGAAUGCCGGUUUCAAGCAGAGAGUAAGGAAUAUAGCUUUGGUAUGGGCUCAAGAAGUAGGCAAGGACCAGACUGCCAUGCUUGUACUUCACAUUAAAGACUGUCCAAACAACACUUGAAGUGUGUGAAGUACUACAAUUAGAUUAGCAUUUCAAAAAGCUGGGCUGCAGAUUAAACUGGGGAAGGAUACAUGAGAUUGGCCAGUUACGAUUAGCAGAAUGGUGAGUAGGGGUUGCUAGGUGCUGUCGAGUCGCUUCCAGCUCAACGACCCUAUGUACAAAAGAACGAAACACUUUCUGGUCCUGUGCUAUCUUUGCUUUUUAACACUUGAAAAGUCUUUUG